CGCUCCAGUUCUCCCCGCCUACCCUACAGAAAUUGUCUCCUGAUUGGCUUCGAGGCCGCAGGGCUCAGGUUACAUUCGCAAGAGUUGCGGAGCGCGGGAGACCGGACCCAAGAGGAGAGAGGCUGGUUUUGCAAGGAUUCUGCGCCGGUCGGGGAGUGCCCGACUGCCCCUGAGCUGCCACCCAGCAUCGUACAAACCCACCCCCGCUCUGCGCCUGGCUCCACCCCAGCCAAGGACCCUCAACACCGGCAAUGGACUGCUGCACGGAGAGCGCCUGCUCCAAGCCAGACGACGAUAUUCUAGACAUCCCGCUGGAUGAUCCCGGAGCCAACGCUGCUGCAGCUAAAAUCCAGGCGAGUUUCCGGGGCCACAUGGCGAGGAAGAAGAUAAAGAGCGGAGAGUGUGGCCGGAAGGGACCGGGUCCUGGGGGACCAGGCGGAGCUGGGGGCGCCCGGGGAGGCGCGGGCGGCGGCCCCAGCGGAGACUAGGCCAGAGCUGAACGUUUUAGAAGUUCCAGAGGAGAGUCGGAUGCCGCGUCCCCUUCGCAGUGACAAGACUUCCCUACUGUGUUUGUGAGCCCCUCCUUCCCACCAACCAGCCAGCUUCAGGAGCCCUCCCUCUCCCCGCCGCGUCCCAGAGACUCCCUCUCCCAGGCUGGCUUCGUCGUGGCGUAGCCAAGUCCGUGCCCUUUUUAGCUCUUCAGUCUAACGUGGUCUCCUUUUGCCUUUUCUCCUCACCCUCGUCCCAAACCCCAUACUCCCCAAAAUGUCCUUUUGCUUCACGCCCACCUGUCCACGCGCCCAGCAUGCAGCUCUGCCUCCGCAGCCUCGGUGCGCUUCGCUGCGCGUACUGCAGAGGGCGCCCAAUGCGUCGCCCAAAUACUCUCAAAAAAAGAAAGAAAAAAAGAAAAAGAAAGAAAGAGAAAAGCAACCAACAAGUCCUUUCGUUCUGUGGGCAACGAAAGGGGGCGCCCCGCGUCUUUCCACCCUAGCCUAACCUCAACCUCCUAAACCUGGGGCUAGGAAAGAGGGGAGGAGGUUUUCAUGGUUAUCUGAUGUCCCUUGCUCUAAUGGAAAGUGAAGUCCUAUCCCAUACCUGCCUGUCACCCUCUUUUUUCUUGAGAACGCACCCUGAGAGCAGCCCCUCCCGCUCUCUUUGUUUAUGCAAAAGCCUCGUGAGCGCCAGGAGGCUCUGGCAGGAGGGGAGUCUUCCACAGUCCCGCCCCAUGAUAGCCUCUCCUCCCCCACCCCGCGUUGGGCUCCUGGGGUUGUGGCUGGAAGGUUUUUAAUCUCUGCGUGUGCAUGUUACCAUACUGGGUUGGAAUGUGAAUAAUAAAGAGGAAUGUCUAAGUGUA
Messenger RNA from Mus pahari (shrew mouse), 1354 nucleotides. It is a transcript of the gene Nrgn, whose product is annotated as neurogranin. The record is from RefSeq and is a predicted model, not a curated record. NCBI's taxonomy places the organism in Eukaryota, Metazoa, Chordata, Mammalia, Rodentia, Muridae. The transcript has 4 exons. The coding region runs from base 252 to 488 and encodes 78 amino acids. Gene Ontology annotation, molecular function: protein binding.